GGGAAGGCGGGUGAGGAAAAAAGAGUAAAGCGAAAGCAGGCCGGGGUGCGCGCAUGCGCGCCUCCGUCGCCGCCGCUCUUUCGCUCUGCGCUCCGCUCUGGGGCUCCCGCGAGGAGAAGGCGGAGGAGGUGGCGGCGGCGGCGAGGAGUCGCGGCCGGUCCGGCGGCCUGAGGGGACGACGGAGGAAGACGAGGAGGCGGCCACGGCUGCCAGAGGAGGAGGAGGAGGAAGAGGAGUGGGGGGGCGCCGUCGUCGUCGUCGACGUGGAGCGGCGCUGUGGGGCCUGAGUGACCCCCCCACCCGACCUCUCCCCUCAUCCCUCCCGCCCCCCAUCGGAAGAGACCUCGCCGAGGCGCCCCACACGCGACCCCCUCCCCCGGCCGUCGCCCGCCCCCCAUCCCUCCUCAUCUCUAUCCCGCCUGUGGCUUCUCCUCACAGCGGGGCGUGGGGGGGCUGUAGCUGCCACCGCCGCCAACCGUGUGCCCGUCCGUCCCCCCCCCCCCUACCCCGCCCCGGUCCCUCAGCUUGCCUCGCCUUCCCCCCCGUCCUCCCUUCCUAUCUGUCUCUCCCUUCACCCCCGCCCGCUCUGGGUCAGGCUGUCAAGGCAAGGGCGCCCACCUCAGACCCACCCAGGGAGGCAGUGGGGGUUGAGGAGUGGGUGGGAAGCGAACUGAAGCUGACUGACUUGGCUCGCUAGCGUUGCUGCCUGCUGUCCCCCUUCACCGCCACCUUCCGCGUUCUUUUCUUUUAUCUCUUUUCUAUCACAUUCCAUAGCCUCUCCUUUAUUAGCACCUGCCACAUUCUCUCUCUCUUCAUUCGGCCUCCCUUAUUCUCUCUUCUCGUUCUCUACCACGUUCUCUUUCUCCCUCUCUUCCAGCUUUUGCAGUCCUUACUCCUGCAUCUUUUAAUUAUCUAUUUGAUAAAUAAGUUUCAGGACCCCCCCCCCACCUUUCAGUUCAGUUCCUCCUUUAGCUUUUCCUGUCAACACCCACUGACAUUUUUCUCUCUUCAAGAAACUCCUGUUUCAGUUGCUUCGUCUCUCUCCUUGUUUCUCUCAUCAUCCUUCAUCUUAGCUUCCAUGAUCUUUUUAAUUUAAAGGGGGGGGAACCCUUCACUUUCACAAAUUCAUUCUUUAUUUUGCUUCUUUAUUAUUUCUUAACCUUUUAUCGAUCUACCCACAGUGCUUUGCUUUUUUAAAAAUAAAAAUAUUCACAUCCUUAAGCACUUUCCCCACUUUUUUUUUAGGGCUUUCCACAUUUAUACUUUUGCUUCCUAUAGUCUGUUUUUGUUUUUCUCUAUAAAUAGCCAGCUUAGAUUAUUUUCUCCCCAUUCACAUUUUAAUGCUUUCCUCUCUUUAACAUUUCCUUGUCCCCCUUGUACUUUUUCUUGCCUGUUUUUUGCAUCCUCUUCCUUGUACCGGUAUUUUCCAUCUCCCAUCCUUACAGGAAAAGCAUCAAUUUCUUUCAUUUACUGUGACGUGUUUGGAUUCUCUCAUCUCCUGUUUGUGGCUUGAUCACACUUUUAUUCUUUCCCCCAUAUUGAAGCAUCAUUUGCUCCAGCCCUGUUUUCAUUCUUUCUCCAUGUUCUUUCUCCUAAUUUCCAUAUUCUUCUCCCUUAACUGCAUUUUUUAAAGCCUUCCUAGAUUUUUUCUCCUUUAAACUACUUUUUCCUACCCCAUUCUUCUCUUGAUUAUCUCUGCUUUCAUUCUUCUUUUGUUUUUGUUCCCCCCCUUCCAAAAGUUAUUGAAACCUUUUAUUCUUUGUCCUUGAUAACUUCUGUUAUCUGACUUCUUGCUUUCUGCACAUAAUUUUUAAGUCCCUUCUGUGAGCUUCAUUUGUUCUUUUUUCAUUCCCCCUCCCUGCCUCAUUUUGAAUAUCGUUCACUGACUCUUCCUCCCAUUUCCAUCCAUUCUUUAUCAUCCCCUUUUCAAUUUUUGGACUUAUUUUCAUUUCCUAUUAAACAACUUUCCUUGAUUUAUAUAGCCACUUUUCGUGGAAGUUGCUCAUAUCCACGUUUAAUAUUAAAGGUGGAUGGAUAUAUACACAAAACAGAGGGUAGAGUUGUAGAAGGUCUUGAAGACCUUCCUUCACAUUUUGAAAAGAUAAAUGAAAAGGAUGUGGGAAUGGAAGGGGUGGGCUUGUCAGUACUCCUAACAUUUUCUAGGGGGGUGAAGUUGCAUCCUUUUUCUGGGGGGGAAGGGGACUGACAAAUUUCAAGACUGGCACAGAGGAAACAUAAGAAGGAUGAUGUUCUAGUACCAACUACACUGGCCAUCUUGGGGGGGUAGGGGGUUUAUUGCAUGCUCACAUGCGCACUCCAUUUUUCUUGACUUGAUGAAGACAUAAAGGCCUGUUGAGCUCCAUGUUUUUGAAGGUGGGCAACUUGCUUGUGGUAGUGUAGCAAACUUCAUUUUUUGUGGCCAAAUGACAGCUUGACCCAGUUGUUAUCCAACAAGAGGGCAUCACCUUGAAUGUCUCUUUGUAGUGCCACAGCCAGCGCAAAAAUGAUGGCGGCUUACAAUGGCGGUACAUCUGCAACAGCAGCAGGUCACCACCACCACCACCACCACCACCUUCCUCAUCUCCCCCCUCCUCAUCUCCAUCACCACCACCACUCUCAGCACCACUUGCACCCAGGCUCUGCGGCUGCAGUACAUCCCGUACAGCAACAUGCUUCUUCGGCUGCUGCAGCAGCCGCAGCUGCAGCUGCUGCAGCCAUGUUAAACCCAGGGCAGCAGCAACCAUAUUUUCCAUCACCGGCACCAGGUCAAGCCCCUGGACCAGCAGCAGCAGCCCCAGCUCAGGUACAAGCUGCUGCAGCUGCUGCAGUCAAAGCGCACCAUCAUCAGCACUCGCAUCAUCCACAACAGCAACUGGAUAUUGAACCAGACAGGCCUAUUGGAUAUGGAGCCUUUGGUGUAGUUUGGUCAGUAACAGAUCCGCGAGAUGGAAAGAGAGUUGCACUCAAAAAGAUGCCCAACGUCUUCCAAAAUCUGGUCUCUUGCAAAAGGGUCUUCCGUGAAUUGAAGAUGUUGUGUUUUUUUAAGCAUGACAAUGUGCUCUCUGCUCUCGACAUACUCCAGCCACCACACAUUGACUACUUUGAAGAAAUAUAUGUUGUUACAGAAUUGAUGCAGAGCGACCUCCAUAAGAUUAUUGUCUCUCCUCAGCCACUCAGCUCGGAUCAUGUAAAGGUUUUUCUUUACCAGAUUUUAAGAGGUCUGAAAUACCUACAUUCGGCUGGUAUUUUGCAUCGAGACAUUAAACCAGGGAACCUACUUGUGAACAGCAACUGUGUUCUUAAGAUCUGUGAUUUUGGCUUGGCCAGGGUGGAAGAAUUAGAUGAAUCUCGUCACAUGACUCAGGAAGUUGUCACUCAGUAUUAUCGAGCUCCGGAAAUCCUGAUGGGCAGCCGUCACUACAGCAAUGCUAUUGACAUCUGGUCCGUAGGCUGUAUAUUUGCAGAAUUGCUAGGACGGAGAAUAUUGUUUCAAGCGCAAAGUCCCAUUCAGCAGUUGGAUUUGAUCACAGAUCUCUUAGGAACACCGUCACUGGAAGCAAUGAGGACAGCUUGUGAAGGCGCCAAGGCACACAUACUCAGGGGUCCUCAUAAACAGCCAUCCCUUCCUGUCCUGUAUACAUUAUCCAGCCAGGCUACACAUGAAGCCGUUCAUCUCCUUUGUAGGAUGUUGGUCUUUGAUCCAUCCAAAAGAAUAUCCGCUAAGGAUGCCUUAGCUCAUCCAUAUCUUGACGAAGGGCGUUUGAGAUAUCAUACCUGUAUGUGUAAAUGUUGUUUUUCCACCUCUACUGGAAGAGUUUACACCAGUGAUUUUGAACCCAUCACGAAUCCCAAAUUCGACGAUACUUUUGAAAAGAACCUCAGUUCUGUUCGGCAGGUUAAAGAAAUAAUCCAUCAGUUCAUUUUGGAACAGCAGAAAGGAAACAGAGUGCCUCUGUGCAUCAACCCGCAAUCUGCUGCUUUUAAGAGCUUUAUUAGUUCCACGGUCGCUCAGCCGUCCGAGAUGCCGCCAUCUCCGCUGGUCUGGGAGUAAACGUGGAAGAUGUACUACUGAAGACAUAAUGUAGCUUUCCACUGGAUUCUGGGAUUUGCAAUUCUGGACAUUUAAUCAUGCUUGUACUGUACUUUUACUAAUGAAGUUUUAAAUUAACAACCACUAUCCUUGUAUGAUAUAUGAAUAAGACUUAGAAAUGUUAACUAGGCUUUUAAAAUUCCUGUCAUGGGUGGGGUUGUGCUUUUAGGAGGAAAAAAAUAUAUAUUAUUUUAUCCAGAGUUGCACAUGUUUUGUUUUUAAAGUAUGAAUUGUAGCGCAGCUGUAAUCUUGCUUGGCUCUGAACAAACGGAGGGUUUGAACCAAAUUGGUGGGAAAGUUGCUUUUAAAAAAUAAAUAAAUGAUGGGGCUUUUCUUCUUCUUCUUCUUUUUUCCAAGUGGAUAAGUCAUUUUUGAUAUUGAGCCAUUCCUGAAGAUUAGGGAUUUUUUUUCUAAAACGAGAGAAUAAAAGUUUUGGGAUUACAGAAGUUUUUAAAACUGUGACCAAUCGUGAGACCCACCUGAUGGCAAUAGUGUCAUCCGGCGGUUUAGAAGAACCCUAUACAUUAGCUUCUCACUAGUGGGGGGUGAUUGUGUGCUGUUUUCCAAUCAGAUGUUGCGAGUAGAAAGAAUGAGUUUGUGACUAGGGAGAGAUGAGAACCCCCCCUUUUCCUUUUUAACCCCCCCCUCCUCUGGUAUAAAUAAAUAUAUAUAAAUAUAUAUAUAUUUAAUCUAUUUUUAUUAGAAGUUUUUUCUGCUCUUUUCUUACAUAAACCAUCCCUUUCUACCCCCCCCCCAUGCGUGCAUCUGCAAAUGUGUGUAAAUAAUUCCAUUUCUGGGGCUAAUAAUGUCAAAGAAUCUUGCUAUCCAUUGCUGUGUAAAGAGAGAGAGAGAGAGAGAGAGCGCAAGAGAGGAAGUAGCUUGCACAUUUUUAGGUCUGUGAAACAUUGUGGUUUUUUUUUUAAAUUCUGCACUGGACAGUCAGCGAAAAAGAAAAGCAAAAAACGCAAAAAAAAGCACAUAGGGAAUUAUGUUAAUUGUAUUUGUGUCCAUAGGCAAAGCUGUGGAAGUCUUGAAAUGUCACAGUAGUAAAUGACUUUUAUUACGUUUUGGCUAA
This is a messenger RNA of Zootoca vivipara (common lizard), 5165 nucleotides long. RefSeq names its product nemo like kinase (gene NLK). Gene Ontology annotation, biological process: protein phosphorylation. The record is from RefSeq and is a predicted model, not a curated record. Lineage: Eukaryota; Metazoa; Chordata; Lepidosauria; Squamata; Lacertidae. Gene Ontology annotation, molecular function: ATP binding; MAP kinase activity.